This is a messenger RNA of Prorocentrum cordatum, 2571 nucleotides long. NCBI's taxonomy places the organism in Eukaryota, Dinophyceae, Prorocentrales, Prorocentraceae. The record is from the annotation of a GenBank genome assembly.
AUGGAUGUCCGAACGAUGGCCAGAGGAGGCCUCCAAGGACGCCCCAGGAUCUCGGGGGCAGCCCCGUCCCCCCUCGCCGCCGCGGCCAUGGCGGCCACGCUCCCCGCGAUGCCGAGUCCGCAGAGCGACCCGGGCGCCGCCUGCGGCGCGGACGCUGCCGCGCACGAGGGCUGCAGCCGGGGCAUGUGGGCCGUCAUCGAGGAACAGCUCGAAGAUGAGCUGGACUACUACCAUGCCACCUUGGAGCACAUGGAGCUCCGGGUGGAGAUGGAGGCGAAGGUGCUGCUCCGGCGCUCUGGGCGCGGCGGCGGCGCCGAAGGCGUGCCUGCGCCAGCGAUGAGCCCGGCGGGCUGGCAGGGCGAGAUGGCCGCGCGGGCGUCGGCGCUGUGGCGCCUCGCGGCAGGCUCGGGCGCGCCGGCGGCGGACGCGGACUGCGGGAGCCUGUGGGAGGCGCUCAAGGACCACGAGGUGGCCGGAGUCAGCGCGUCCCAGCUCGAAACGCUGGUGCCCGGCAGAAGGAUGCCGGCUGGCGUCCUGUACCAGCCUGGCGGGCCUGGCGCCGGGCCAGCCUGCGCGGUGGUCUACAUCCCAGGCGAGGGCGGCGUGGGCGGCAGCGCCGCGGCGGAGACCGCGCUGCUGGCGAGCUACCUGGUCCCCUUGCAGGUGGCGGUGGUCGGGAUCGACGCCUCCUCGUCGCGCGGAGGCGCCGCGGAGCCCGAGGGCGUGCAGGGCGUGGUGGCCCUGCUGCGCUCCACGGCCUGGCGGCCUGGCGGCGCCGAGGGCGUGGCACUCUGGGGCCGGUCGUCGGGUGCCGCUACGGCCCUGCAGUGCGCGGAGCAGGACCCCUCCCUGGCCGCGCUCGUGUGCGACGGCGUCUACCGCGACUUCCUGUCGCUGCUCGGGCUGCCGCAGUGGGCCGCGCCGCCGCUGUACGCCGCAAGGCACCUGGGCUCCGCGCUCGCGGGCAGGGUGGCCUGCCAGGGCGGCCUCGGCGCCAGCGUUGACGACGGGGAGGAGAGCCUGACUGCCACGGGGUCCCUAGCGCAGUCCCUCAGCUCCUCGAGCGGCAGCAGCGCCCUGUCGGGCAGCGCCUCCACCGCCUGCGCCACCCUGACUGGCAGCGGGCCCCGCUCGAUCGAGGAACCUCCGCUGAGCACGGCGGCCCGCUGCUUCGUGCCCGCGCUCUUCGUCCACGGCGCGGAGGACGUUCUGGUACCGCCUAGCCACGCCGAGGCCUUCCGGAGCGCCUACGGCGGCGAGCGCCAGGUGCUCAUCGUGCCUGGCGGGACGCACGAGUCGGAGCGGCCGCACGCGACGAUGGCGCGAGCCGUGCUCUUCCUCACGCGCGCCUUCCGCCGCGAGGCCGACUCCGACACCCUGGCGGCGCUCGCCGCAGAGGCGGCGGCCGCCCAGGCUCGGCUCUCCCGUGGCCCCCGCGCGCCCUGGGCGCCUUGCUCGCCGGAGGCGGCUGGCUCGCUGCUGUGCUCGCCGGCGCCCAGCGACCGGCGGCGCGGGCUGCUGCUGGCGGCCCUGCGGGCCUGCCCGUCCCACCGCGGCGCCGCGUUCGCGCCCGCGGGCGUGCAGGGGCGCCCGGCGGCGAGGGCCGGCGCGCCCCUGCUCGUGGGCACGGCGGUGGCCAGGCUGCCCAGCGCAGAGAGCGAGGUCGCGGUCGCCAUGGCGUGGGACGCGGAGGAGCGCGGAGCCGGGCUCGUGCACCUCGUGGUCAUCUCGGCCAGCGCCGUCAGCGUCACCGAGGUGCGGCUCGCGCCGGGGCCGCGCGCCGAUGGUGGCCAGGGCGAGGGCGGCGGGCCGCAGCCCCCGGCCGCGGUCGCGGCGCGCGUCGAGGCCACGGUCCGCACGCUGGGCAUCAAGGAGGUGGCGCUGCCCCCUGGCGCAAGGGCGCAGCAAGUCCGCUUCGCUGUACUCGACAGCGGCAGCGUGGAGCUGCAGGUGGGUCAGGCCCACCUCGUCACCGAGGCAUCUGCCGACGGCAUGAGCAUGUUCGGACGGGGCGAUGUCGGCGUCUCCGUGUGGCGAGCGGUCUACCGCGACGGUGCCGAAGUCGCCGGCGGCGGGGCGGAGCCCGAGAUUUUCCUCUCGGAGGUGGUGGCCAGGCACGCGGCGGCCCGAUCGCCCCGAGGCGUCGCCCGCCACGCCGGCGGCGGCGAGGCGCCGGCGCACCCUCCGCAGCCGGGCACCCUCCUCAGCAACUGCACCUUCGCGGCGCCAGCAGGCAGCCUGAGCCUCAGCCUCUCGGACGCCGCCUCGUCGCUGCUCUCCACCGACUCCAGGCUGUCCGCUGCCCCCCACGCCACCGACGCGCGCCCCGAGGUGCAGUCCAUGCUGCCCUCGCCCGUGUCCGAGCACUCGGAGGAGCCGUCGUGGGCGGGCAUCCCAGGGGGCCUCCCCGAGGCGCCGACGCUUCCCGCCUCGCGGGACGCGGGCUCGCCGCCAGGCGCCGCGGGCGCCGCGGAGACGUGGCCCUGCCAGCGCCAGAGCCGCGCGCACCUCGGCGGCGUCACCGGCAACUGGGCCACGCUGCCGCCCCGGGGGGGCCCGCAGGGCCUGUGA